UAGAGCGACGGUCUCACAUUAAAGAACUACUGAAUAAAGCAGAGAUAGCUACAGUUAUAGUGCACAACUGUAUAGUAGCCACAUGUUCAAACAGUAGUAUCUGCCUCAAAUAUAAACAUACAUAUCUAAAGUUAGAUAGCGACACUGGUACCAGACCAAACAAUCCGAAUCCCGAUAUGAUCGACCGCCAUUGGGCCAGUGGAGCACGCAGCACACACACACACAGACAGACAGCGUGUCAGGUUGAACACAGCGGAUGAUGAGUUUUGUAAGCUCCAGAUAACCUGCAGCCACACCACAAUGACAGACUACGCCGAGGAGCAGAGGAAUGAACUAGAAGCUAUAGAGUCAAUCUACCCAGACUCCUUCACAGUGCUUUCAGAUGAUCCCACCAGCUUCACCAUCACUGUAACAUCAGAUGCAGGGGAAAAUGAUGAAACCGUGGAAGCAACAUUAAAGUUCACAUAUGUAGAGAAAUACCCCGAUGAGCCUCCACUGUGGGAGAUCCACUGCCAGGAGAACCUGGAGGACAGUGACGUGGAGGAAGUCCUCACCUUACUGCAGCAACAG
Morone saxatilis (striped sea-bass) is the source of this 570-nucleotide messenger RNA. It is a transcript of the gene rwdd1, whose product is annotated as RWD domain containing 1. Gene Ontology annotation, molecular function: protein binding. Lineage: Eukaryota; Metazoa; Chordata; Actinopteri; Moronidae. The record is from RefSeq and is a predicted model, not a curated record. Gene Ontology annotation, biological process: cytoplasmic translation.